UGAAUGGCUAUGAGGUAACAUCGAGCAAGCAUUCGGAUGGUGAUGGUCCAAAACGAGCUCAGCAGGCACAACACACGGACGGUAACACAGCACCAGCGUCGUCGUCAUCAGCAACAGGUUCAUAUUCCACAACAAGUUGUACCAGCACACCUCUGAGGCAACGCCUGCCCUCGCAAGCGGGUCUCAGUGAUCUCAGUUCAGCGAAUCCGGGUAUAUUUGUGGGCGGCAUUGGUGGCAGUAACAUUUACUGCAACAACAUACAAACACCCAGCACAUUUAAUAGCAGCAAUCUCGGUGUCAAUUAUUCCAGUGUAGCUGGUCCCACUACGGCCAGUGGAGGUAACAUCAACAGCAGUGGAGGUUCUGGUGUAACUGGUACAGCAACAGGUCCUGUGGGUGGUAGUGGUACAACCGGAAGCGGAGAUUGUGGCAUUGUUGGUACUGCAGCAGCAGGAGCAACAGCAACAGGAGCAUCGUCUGGUUCCGCAUCGGCCUCAACACCAUCAGCAGGUGGAGGAGGCAGCGGCGUCGCCAGUGUUCCCAGACGCCAGGGCAGUUUUACGAAUGUGUUUUCGAAAAUAAUUGAUGGUAUGCCAGCCGGAACAAUGUUUUCAAAAUUCAAAAACGUCAGCACUCCAGUCGUCCAGCAGACUGUCAUCGAUGGCAAUCCCAUUAAACAGUAUUUUGACAUUGGCAAACAGGUGGCCUGUGCUGGGCCAGAGUUGGCAUGGAAAAUCCAUGAGGGACACCGGAAAAAUGACGGAAAGGUAUGCUCAAUAUUUGUUUUCGAGAAGAAAAUUGCAGAAAAAUUGCACAAACCGAGACGCAAAGAAACCAUUACGGAAAUUUUAAAAAAUUCUGUAAAAAAUUUGGAACGAUUUCGACAUCCGAAGAUGUUGCAGGUCAUUCACACUGUGGAGGAAUCAUCUGACACUUUAGCAUUUGCCACAGAACCUGUUAUGGCCAGUUUGGCAAAUAUUUUGGCCUAUCAUGAAUCCAAGACAUAUGAAAAUGUUAUGCCACCCAAUUCUGGAAAUAAUCAAAAUACCCAACCCAGCCAACCUGCCGUACCACAGAGACCGGCCCAUGCCAAGGAGUAUACGUUUUUGGAUAUUGAAUUGAAGUGUGGAUUUUUACAGUUAGUGGAGGCGAUAACAUUUCUGCAUUAUUCGGGGCAUGUCAUACAUCGAAACAUAUGUCCGGCGUCAAUAUUUAUUACAAAAAGGGGUACCUGGAAAUUAGGUGGCCUAGAAUUUUUAGAAAGAAUGAAUGAGACUGAUAUCAAUGACUUUAUAACAUGUCAACCAUGGACAACUCGCAUAUCAAAAAUGGCACAGCCAAAUUUGGAUUUUAUGCCACCUGAAACACAAUUACAUUCGAAAUGUAGUCUUCUCAGUGACAUGUUUUCUUUAGGUUUAGUAAUCUGUGCUGUCUUCAAUAGAGGGCGACCCAUCAUACAAUCGGGUAAUGUACCCGCCAACUAUAUCAAGCAAUUGGAAGCGCUGGAUGAAAACGUACAAAAAAUGUUGCCCCGAGUACCGGUGCCAUUACAGGAAGCCACAUCUCGUCUGGUGAAUCGAGAUCCAACAGCCCGACCGACAGCUCAGCUUUUGCAGUUGAUUAAAUACUUUGUCGAUCCUGCGGUAAAUGCCCUCAAGUUUCUCGAUGUGGUUAACAUGAAGGAUACAUCGCAGAAGACCCAAUUCUAUAAAGUUACCUUAAUGGAAAGUAUGCCGCUGAUACCAAAGAAAUUGUGGUGGCAGAACCUAUGGCCCAUGUUACAAUCGGAAAUUAGCAAUGGCGAAGUGCUGGCAGCUGUUCUACACCCUGUCCUCACUUUAUUACAGGAUGCAUCGAGGCAGGAAUACGAAAGUGUUAUGGCGCCAACAAUGAAAAUCAUUCUGAGUGGGCCCAAAUCAAUACAGGCCACAGUUACACUGCUCGAGAAUUUGCAUUUGGUCAUAGAAAAGACACCGGCACCUGAUAUUGUCACCGACAUAAUGCCAAUGUUAUUUUCCUCCUUUGAGAGCUCAACCAUACAAGUUCAGAAUGCCGCCGUUGUUGCCGUCACAAACGUCUACGAUUGUAUCACUGAAAUGUCAAUUAAGCGAUUAGUCUUGCCGAAGGUUAAAUCUGUUUUCGAAAAGAAUUUAAACGAUCCGAAAAUUGUGCAAAAUGUUCUCAUCUGCAUUGAAAGUCUUAUGGAUAAAAUGGACAAGCAGGAGGUCACAGAGGAAAUAUUGACGAUACUUGCUGGUGUCGAAAUACCGGAUCCAGAUUUAAUUAUGCGUUCAGUGCGUAUUUAUCAAAGGCUAUUUUGCGAUUCUUCAUAUGGCUUAACAACGGAGGCGGUUGCCAAUAAUGUAUUGCCCUUGCUGAUACCACACACCAUAAAUCCGCACUUGAAUUUGGAUCAAUAUUGCUUUUUACUUGAGGCAAUUCAUGCAUUCCUGGAUAGCAUCGAUCGCCAACAAAAGACCCGUUUGAAAAUGGAGAAUCUCUCAAUGUCAUCACCGGAACGGCAUCGUACGCUAAGACAUCAGUACUCGACGGAUAAUAUGAAUGCGAUACCACCGUUCAAUAUACCCAAUUUACGCAUUGAUCAGCGUAAGACAUCCAGUGCCGAGGAUAUGGCCAGAAAGAAUUCUGGAGGUAAGGUUUACACUGGCUCUGGCAUGUUGGGUGGCUGGUGGUUUGGCUGUUCUCCCUCAUCGCCGGAUAGUAAUUUCCUACGCGUGGCCAAUGCAUUCCCAAAUCGACGGCUGUCGGACAAUACGCUAAUGACACCAAAAAUACGCAUUGCACCAUCCUGCGCCUCGUCACCGGGCGGUACACCGGGCAGUGGUCUGCCAACGCGUCGCCACUCAAGUAUAGGACCGCAGGAAAGGCGUGGCUCGACCAUAAAUCUAUCGCCACCAACGGCAUAUGGUUUCGGUGCAAGAGGUGGCUCAGGAUCAAGUCUGUCGGUUCCCUCAUCGUCUGUCUAUGUAAAAUCUCCUUUAUUAUCAUCCAACAAACAGGGUGGAUCGAUGCCGAACACCUCGAGCAGUGUACCGUUCUUAUUGUCAUCGAGCAUGCAAUCGAUACGUUCCAGGCGUACCUCAGCAGCACUGUCGUCCGGCCCGCUGGGCUCCGGUUCGGGCCUGCUGCAACAGUUGGGCAGUGGCAUGGUAAGACAAUUCACUUCCGUAUCCGCUACACCAAAUCAAAUGAUACCCGUUAUAAAUAUUAAUAAUCAGCGACAGAAUGUCCGAAAGUGUCCGUCACUCAAUAUAACAUUUAGUCAGUAG
Messenger RNA from Musca domestica (house fly), 3290 nucleotides. It is a transcript of the gene bma, whose product is annotated as SCY1-like protein 2. The transcript has 19 exons. Gene Ontology annotation, biological process: protein phosphorylation. The record is from RefSeq and is a predicted model, not a curated record. Gene Ontology annotation, molecular function: protein kinase activity; ATP binding. The coding region runs from base 591 to 3290 and encodes 899 amino acids. Lineage: Eukaryota; Metazoa; Arthropoda; Insecta; Diptera; Muscidae.